CUGCUGUCCACUCGCCAUCAACCCCACAUAAAAAGCUGCCCAUUGUCUUCAGCAGCUGCCGUUUGACUCUCUUCACCUCCACAGACGCUCAUUUACAGAAGUUGAAGUGAGGAGCACGACAGAUCCAGAACGAUGAAUCCCAGAGGGGAAAAGCCGAAGUCGAAGAUUUCGGCUUCUCGCAAGCUCUCCCUCAAAAUGCUGCUCCUCACAAGAGCCUGUGAGGAUUUGGAGAAGGAGAGGCAAGAGAGGGAGGAGGAGAAAGUACGCUAUUUAGGAGAAAAGUUGCCUCCGUUGCAACUGUCUGGAAAGUCCCUGCAAGAACUACAAGAACUGUGCAAGCAGCUUCAUACAAAAAUUGAUAUUGUGGAUGAGGAGAGAUAUGACUGUGAAUCCAAAGUGAGCAAGCAUAACAAAGAUAUCCAUGAGCUGAAGCUGAAGGUACAGGACCUUGGGGGCAAGUUCAAAAAGCCUGCCCUGCGAAAAGUGAGGGUGUCAGCAGACGAGAUGAUGAGAGCCCUCCUGGGCUCCAAACACAAAGGUUCAAUGGACCUCAGAGCCAACCUCAAGUCUGUGAAGAAAGAGGAUGUGAAACAGGACAAGGUGCUUACCAGUGAAGUAGGCGACUGGCGUAAGAAUGUGGAGGCCAUGUCAGGUAUGGAGGGCCGUAAGAAGAUGUUCGACACAGGCGGCGGAGCACAGUGAGAUCACCUCUGAAAGCAGGAAAAGUUAAGCUGUCUAGACAGAAAAAGUGGAAUACCUAAUGGGAGACAAAUUGACCCAAAAGCUGCUGGAGUUUAGUUUGAGGUAAAAGCAAGUAUAAAUCCCACCUGUGCUGCAUUUUACCUGAUAGUCACUCAGUUUAACAACUCAAUGCACUUAAAGUGUAAAAUAAAAGUGUAGAAGCCCAUGUUUUGUUUUGUUUUUGUUACCAAAGAAUAUUUUGUUUUGUUAUGUCACCUUAAGACAAUUAAAGAGGAUUUAAAUGAACACAUAUUGUUUCCAUCGGUGAUGUUCCAUAUCUGUACUUGACUUUAUCGUGUUUCAUUUUAUUGGCACCAGAAGGAUUAUGUGUGGCACGUCAAAGGACGGCAAGCAGCUUGGCUGUUGAUGGAUUUAAAAAGAAAGAUGAAAAGUGAAGGGAGGGGGAACAACAGGUGGCAGUUGCAUUCUGUGUAUCUGUUUCAGUGUUUUAAAUAGACCUUGUGUGAAAGCAAAAGAUUGUGUUUAAAGUAAACUCAAAGCAAAUGAAUAAAAAAUUUUAAAAAAAG
Messenger RNA from Maylandia zebra (zebra mbuna), 1268 nucleotides. RefSeq names its product troponin I, skeletal, slow d (gene tnni1d). NCBI's taxonomy places the organism in Eukaryota, Metazoa, Chordata, Actinopteri, Cichliformes, Cichlidae. Gene Ontology annotation, biological process: cardiac muscle contraction; skeletal muscle contraction. The record is from RefSeq and is a predicted model, not a curated record. Gene Ontology annotation, cellular component: troponin complex.